AUGAAGAGGGAUUUCUACAAGGAUGCAUCUUUGUCAUCAGCAAGAGUAGCUAAGGAGUUCUGCUUUGCUGCUAGGGAUGUUUUGCUCCUUUAUAGGGCUAUUGUGCCGGUUCAGCUAGAGAAGCAAUUUGAUAGCUUAAGUCAAGUGGCUGCUAUUGUUCACAAUGACUUUUACCAUUUGUCCCAAGAAAUUCUGGGCCUUGCAUUUCAGUACCGUGCAGAUUUUCCUAGUGAUCUACAGAAACAGGUUGUUUUUGUGGAUUUAGCCCCAAUCUUCUCCCUGAUGGCGAAUGCUAUAUUGAGAAGACAAAUACAACUCACUGUUGAUACUAUAAGUGAGGCUAUAGAUGGUGCUGAAGGUUUUCAGAACACACACCAACCUCAGCAUUAUGAAUCCGCAAAAUUUAGUAUUGAGCAGGUCGUGUUUAUUUUGGAAAAGAUACGCAUCAUGUGGGAAUCGAUACUGCCAAGAUCAAUUUACAGGAAAAGUAUGUGCAAUGUCCUUGGGUCUGUCUUCUCUAGAAUUACGAGGGAUAUGCUUCUGAUAGAUGACAUGGCAGCAGAAGAGACAUUGCAGCUGCAAGGCCUUAUACAUUUGGCUCUGGAAAACCUCUCUUCACUAUUUCUUUCCCUGGUUGAGAACAACGAUGGGAGCACAAAGUCCUUAGACCAUGACGUUUUUUUUGAAGUAAAAGUUACUGUAGGGGGUCCUACAAAUGUGAAGGAGAGAUUCCAAUCAAGGACCAACAUCUCUUAG
This is a messenger RNA of Zea mays, 756 nucleotides long. RefSeq names its product centromere/kinetochore protein zw10 homolog. Gene Ontology annotation, cellular component: RZZ complex. Lineage: Eukaryota; Viridiplantae; Streptophyta; Magnoliopsida; Poales; Poaceae. The coding region runs from base 1 to 756 and encodes 251 amino acids. Gene Ontology annotation, biological process: mitotic spindle assembly checkpoint signaling; endoplasmic reticulum to Golgi vesicle-mediated transport. The record is from RefSeq and is a predicted model, not a curated record. The transcript is spliced from 8 exons.